AUGGCCAAUAUUAACAGUCUACGCAGGGCCUCGCCGACAGACGAUGAUGCGGAUCAAAUAGGUUUCGAUACCCCACGGUCCGGGAUCGCUACACCGCAGCCUGAUCUGAAAGACAAACGACUGCCUGGUAUUAUGAGCUACUUCGGCCAGGUUGGUUCCACCCCUUCAGCUUCGUUUUUUUCCUUCCGCCCCUUCUCCCAAGCAGGAGCCACUGAGAUACCGUGUCCUACCUCGCCUCAGGAAGAGAAAGAAUCAGAAAGAAAGAUGGAGCAGACACCUACUUUGGGCGGGGGCGCAAGUAAAGAUAGAGAGCUCGUGAUUUCGACUCCCCCACCACAUCAGAGAACAGAGUCUUUGGUAUCAGAACAACAUUUGCAGCCAGAUACUCCUUUCUUCCACUCCUAUCCUACUCCCCCAUGCUCGAAAACGCCCUCCGAGAGAGGACAAAAGUUGAGCGAUGCGAGUGCCGAUUCGGGUCGUGAAUGUUCAAUGUCUCUGCCGAAGCGGCCUUCUCCGAGUUUGACUAUGACGAGUUCUUCAGGCCGUUUAGCUCAAAAAAUUCGGAGAGCAACUCUAGCAUCACCCGUUACAAGCAUCGUUACCACUCACAGCGUCCCUAAGAGCUCCGCCCUCAACCCCAGCGGUUGUGAUGUUGCACCAACUACACUCUGUUCCCCUUCCGAGCCUGAACCCCCUAGUGGCGACCGCGUCACAUCUCUUUCUGAUCAACGCGACAUGGUAGACACAUUAAGAAAGCUAACACUUACUGCUUCGACAAAGAGCGGCCCGCCUACUCCUACGAGAGCGCUAUCCACGACUCACCCGUCUGCUGUCGAGGAUCGAUCGUUAUCACAGGCAAGCCGAAGCGGCACGGAUUCAAACGGUCGACAGAGCAACUCUACGUCCCGCAGCGGUGGCGUGCAAGCGCCAAUACAGAGGGGCAAGCUGACGAUUAAAAUCCGGGAAGGGCGUGGCCUACGGAAGAGCAGGGACCCAUAUGUCGUGGCAGUUUUCCAACGAAGUGAGCUCAUUUCACCGGGGCCGAGAACAUUUGAAGACGAGGAUGAACCAGCAGCCCCGACCUCGAGUAUUCAAAUGGGCGGUAUACCGAUUUCCCGACAGGGAAGCGACUCUGGUCGGCCAAUGGCCAUCCCAAUGAGGAGCCGACAGAGUAGCAAUACUAGCAUUUCGGACUACACUGCCUUCCGCAAUCGGACCCGAAAAUCCUUCACGAGUCCUAAGUGGGAUGCUGAGGCUGUUUUUGAUGUUGUCGAUUCGGAUAUGCUUGUCGAUAUAUCAGUCUACGAUCACGGCGCUACUGGCGAAGAAUUCCUUGGCCAUGUAGAUUUCCAAGCUAUCGCGCCUGGGACCGAUGAGCCCGUGCGGGGUUGGUUCUCCUUGACGGGUAACGCCGAUACAACUAUAGACAAAGAACCUACAGGCGAAAUAUACGUUGAAGCACUCUACCAGAGAACCGAAAAGAAACAUUAUGGACCAGAUGAUUUCCAGAUUCUACGCCUUAUUGGCAAGGGCACCUUUGGCCAGGUCUAUCAAGUGCGAAAGAAGGAUUCCAAUCGCAUUUACGCUAUGAAAGUGCUAUCGAAAAAGGUCAUUGUACAGAAGAAGGAAGUAGCACAUACCGUCGGAGAACGGAACAUUUUGGUUCGGACAGCCACAUCAGAAUCUCCGUUCAUUGUCGGGCUCAAGUUUUCUUUUCAAACACAAAAUGACCUUUUCUUGGUGACGGAUUACAUGUCAGGAGGCGAGCUCUUCUGGCAUCUGCAGAAAGAAGGUCGAUUUGAUGAAAAACGUGCCAAGUUCUACAUUGCUGAACUUAUUCUCGCUAUCCAGCACCUACAUCACAACGACAUUGUUUAUCGGGAUUUGAAACCCGAGAACAUUCUUCUCGACGCCAAUGGUCACAUAGCCUUAUGUGACUUUGGCCUGUCCAAGGCUAACUUGACCAAGAACGAUACGACAAACACAUUCUGCGGAACAACAGAAUACCUGGCCCCUGAGGUGCUUCUAGACGAGUCGGGGUAUACUAAAAUGGUGGACUUCUGGUCUCUCGGUGUCCUAGUUUUCGAAAUGUGCUGUGGGUGGAGUCCCUUUUAUGCUGAAGACACUCAGCAAAUGUACAAGAACAUCGCAUUUGGCAAGGUUCGCUUCCCGCGUGAUACCUUGUCCCAAGAAGGAAGGAAUUUCGUGAAAGGACUGCUCAAUCGAAACCCCAAGCACCGACUGGGCGCAAUCGAUGAUGCAGAGGAAUUAAAGCGCCACCCCUUCUUUGCUAAUGUUGAUUGGGAAUCUCUCUCGAAGAAACUCAUCACUCCUCCAUUCAAACCCAAGUUGAAGUCGGAGACAGAUGUGUCAUAUUUUGACCCUGAGUUUACCAACGCUCUCGCCACUAAUGGUUCGUUGAACGAGCGUGCACUGCAGCUAGCUGCUGGGUAUGCGGCGUCAACACCCUUGUCUCCGACCACUCAAGCUAACUUCAAGGGCUUCACAUUCGUUGAUGAGAGCGCCCUUGAAGAUAAUAUGAAGGACCGGUUUGAGGAUGCGGAGAUGAGUGACAAUGAUGCUCCGAGUGACACGGAUCAUCGAGAUAACGACUGGGAUGAUUUGGAAGACCUUGGGCUUAGUAAGGGGAACCGGAUGAGUGGUAUUGUCAAGAACGGCCAUCAGACGGACGAGCCUUUCCAGCAGUUCGAUCUGUAGUCGAGCCAUCUGUCCGCAAUUGUCAGGUUGAUAACUUACCUAGACAUGCAACUCCCCACUAGCAUACUGGUGGUGUUCUUCUUUCUUUUUCCUUCCUUUUCACUUCUAUUUUCAUCUUGCACGCGUAAGGAAAUUGUAUUCAAACCGGCAUCAUUGCA
Molecule: messenger RNA, 2876 nt
Organism: Xylaria bambusicola
Lineage: Eukaryota; Fungi; Ascomycota; Sordariomycetes; Xylariales; Xylariaceae
Product: kinase-like domain-containing protein
Exons: 2
Coding region: 1-2718 (905 amino acids)
Biological process (GO): protein phosphorylation
Molecular function (GO): ATP binding; protein serine/threonine kinase activity
Source: RefSeq, a predicted model, not a curated record